Mytilus trossulus (common blue mussel) is the source of this 9204-nucleotide messenger RNA. RefSeq lists its product as uncharacterized. NCBI's taxonomy places the organism in Eukaryota, Metazoa, Mollusca, Bivalvia, Mytilida, Mytilidae. Bases 655 to 9204 code for a protein of 2849 amino acids. The transcript has 6 exons. Gene Ontology annotation, molecular function: ATP hydrolysis activity; DNA helicase activity. The record is from RefSeq and is a predicted model, not a curated record. Gene Ontology annotation, biological process: DNA repair; telomere maintenance.
AACAUCAUUACCUCCCCUGUACCUGUAUCGUAUGCCCUUUAUUGACUAAUUUUCUUUGUUUUCUUUCUGUCACAUAGUGUCACAUCUGUUUGUCUAUAAUGAAAUGUCCUGCAUCUAUAUAUAGUCUAUGGCCUCUACGUUGAGCUCUGUCACAGGUCUAGUCAUAAAGUUAAUUGUAAAACAAAAAUACAUUGGACAUAUAGGCUAAUAGAUCUCUGAUAAUUUAAUGUACACUCAAUAUCAAAGAUGUCUAGAUAGAGGGCUCACGCAAACAAAAACAAAAACAAACAAAAAAUAACUAUAGAGGACGAGUUGUUUUUUCUAACAUCUGGGCGACUUGUCCUAAUAUUAGGACGACUUGUCCUAAUAUAUGAUGUAUGAUUAAAGCGCUUAGCUAACUAUGAUGUUUAUAGCGUAACACGAGGAAGAAGAAAUAAUAUUUAAAAAAGAUUUUUGAAGAAAUACUGUAGAAGACAUUUUUAUAAAGCUGUUGUUUGAUCAGACAUUGUCAAAGCAAUUUUUGAAGAAAUACUGUAGAAGACAUUUUUAUAAAGCUGUUGUUUGAUCAGACAUUGUCAAAGCACAUUUUAUAUUGGAAUUUUAGUCUAGUUGGUUUACAUCCAUAGCUGAUUUCUAUACUUUACCAAUAGAGUGAUGGCACGUAAAUCAAAAAAGAGCAAAGCCUCCAAAGCCAAAGAACAAAAACUAAGAAUGAGAGAAAGAAGGUUGGCAGAGGAGGCUUUGCAACAGUCUACUGAUAUUGAUAAAAUUGAAGGAGAAAGCACUGAGAAUGGUUAUCCUGAAGGAGAAAACACUGUUCAUGAAUUUGCUGUCAAUAAAAUUGAAAGAAAUGACACUGUUAAUGAUUUGACUGUUAACUCUGUUGUCAAUAUAAGAAAUCACACUGUUAAUGAAUUGACUGUUAACUCUGUUGUCAAUAAUACUGAAAGAAAUCACACUGAUAAUGAAUUGACUGUUAACUCUGUUGUCAAUAAAAGAAAUCACACUGUUAAUGAAUUGACUGUUAACUCUGUUGUCAAUAAAAGAAAUCACAGUGAUAAUGAAUUGACUGUUAACUCUGUUGUCAAUAAAAGAAAUCACACUGUUAAUGAAUUGACUGUUAACUCUGUUGUCAAUAAAAGAAAUCACACUGUUAAUGAAUUGACUGUUAACUCUGUUGUCAAUAAAAGAAAUCACACUGUUAAUGAAUUGACUGUUAACUCUGUUGUCAAUAAAAGAAAUCACACUGUUAAUGAAUUGACUGCUAACUCUGUUGUCAAUAAAAGAAAUCACACUGUUAAUGAAUUGACUGCUAACUCUGUUGUCAAUAAAAGAAAUCACACUGAUAAUGAAUUGACUUUUAACUCUGAUUGCAAUGACACUGUUACUGAUUUAACUGGGCAUACUGUUGCCAAUACUACUGAACAGUAUCAAACUGUUAAUGAAUUGACUGCUCCUUCUGUUGACUGCAACAUACAUUUAGUUAAGACUAAUUUGAACAAUUCAGAAUUUAGUAAACUAAAACGUUAUUCAGAUUCAAUCCACAAUCAGUUAGAAAACAAGCAAGCAUGUCUGGGUAGAAAUAAUAAAAAUGACAUUGAUAACAAAGCAGACAAAUCUGUAGAUUCCAAUUUAUUGAAAGGUGAACAGAAAACAGGUAUGCAUGUAAAUAUCAGGUUUGAAAAUCCGGUAGUUUUAUAUGAUUUAUCAAGAUCACAAGUAACACGAGAACAAAAUAAUCGAGUCAUUCAGGGUAGUUUCCAUCAAGGAAAUACCAGGUUUGGUGAAAACGCUGGGAAACAAUGUGUUAGUAAUUGUUUAUCCGCUAUAGUGCACAGUAAAUUGAAACCAGUUUUUGCAUGGAACAAGUUUUAUCUUGACAAUAUACUAAUUGAAGGUAACGACAUUUAUACAUCUGUGCACGGUACUAAUAAUUAUCUCUGUGUGGAAGACCUUCCAGAAUUUGUAGAUCUAAGAAAUCGUAUUAUUCAUUGUCACAAGAAACGUUCCAUUUGUGCAUUUGUACAUGACGUUGACCCAGAUUUUGAUGGCGUCUUACCUUUAGACCAAGCCCUGCAAUAUGCAUUAGUAGACUCAGAUGGAUGCUUUGUUACUGUAAGAGCAACAACAUCAUUAGUAAUAAAGCAGAAUAACAAAAUAUAUAUGUUUGAUUCUCAUGCAAGAAAUCGUUUUGGUCUAGUAGAUAAUUAUGGUUCUAGUAUUGUAUUUGAACUUCCUGACAUUCAAGCUGUUUAUCAACACUUUUGUAAUUUUGUCCAGGAUGACCAAUCUGUACCUUUUGAUGUAACAGGAAUUACUGUUGCAAUACAAGACACAGUUGACAGUAAUGUAGAUAUGACAUUGCAAGAUAAUGUGCAACAUAUUGAAAUACAAGAUAGUGUACCAAUACUAGGUUAUUUAGAAACUAAGCAUAGUAUUGAAGAAAAUGAGACUAAUGAAGAAACAAUCGACAAUUUAAAGGGAGGAUUGUUGAAAAAAACCAAGAGUCGUGUAUCUGAUUUUUCAAAUGACAUUAAAUCAGACAGAUUAAUGAACAUAUCACACAAUGUAUCAGAUGACAUUGAAUCCGACAGGUUAAUGGACAUAUCAGAUGACAUGGAAUCAGUAGAUUUUUCAAAGGUAGGGUCUCCAUGUACAUUUAUUAAAGAAAAUGAAGUUUCUGAUAUAGAAAUGAUGUCUGAUUGUAGAUCUAAUUUUGCUUUCAAGCCAUUAGAUUUUAAUUCUAAAAGGAAACUCUGUACAAUAUUUAAUAUAUCUUCAAAAGAAGUGAAUAAGAACACGUGCAGUACAGAAUCGUGUAAUAUUGGCAUUCCCUUGGAAACAAAGCCCAUCAUAGCAGAUGGAAACUGUCUCUUUAGAGCAAUAUCUUAUGCUGUUUCACAAAGACAAAAUUUCCAUAAAAAAGUUAGACAAGACAUAAUAAAGCAUAGCUUGAGUAUUUCAUGUCAAUUGACCAGUCUAUUAGAAAAUCAAUAUGAUUCAGUGGAAGAACAUAUAAGUGGUCGUAAAAUGAGAGAGAACAAUUCAUGGGGAACUGCAUUGGAAAUAAUCGCUGCAGCAGACCUUCUUAAAACGGAUAUUUAUACGUUUUAUAAUGGAGUAUGGAUAAAGUAUUCAUCGUCUCAAAUUUUUACAAACAGUGAAAUAAAUGAACGUGCAAUCUAUCUUCAACACAAUGGAGACUUACAACACUAUGAGGUUGUAUUAUCAGUUUUACCAGAGAUGGACAUACCACUUGAAAGUAAUAGAGUUGCAAUGAAGAGAAAAUGUGAGCAAAAUGAUUUAUUUGUUUCAAAGAAACACACAAAACUGGAUCAACGGGCUAGUAGUCUAAAUGAUGAAAACAAUUCUUCUGUUAAAUCGUCACAGAAAGAAAUACAUUCAGGUAAAGAUGUUACUGAACAACAAACCUUAUCAAAAUGCGAAAAAGAAAAAGAAAAGUAUCACACUGAUUGUCAAUUAAGGUACAGGAAAUUAUCAGCACUGAAGAAAAAGUAUUCGAACGAUAAGUCGUACAAAGCUCAGAAAAUAAGACAAGGAAAGGAGAAGUAUCAGAAUGAUUACACAUAUAAAUUAGAUAUUAAAAAAGCUUCAAAAGAUAGCAUCCACAAAUAUGCUACUGACAAUGAACAUCAAAAUAGAAUUAAACAGGCAAGCAUUCACAAGUAUGCUACUGAUGAUGAAUAUCAAAAUAAGGUGAAACAGGCCAGCAUUCAUAAAUAUGCUACUGAUGAUGAACAUCGAAAGAAUGUUAAAUGUCAGACUUUGUCUAAAAGAAUUCUUUCUAAAGAAGAAGGAAAAGACAUGACAAAAGUUAUUGAAAAAUUUAAGAAAGAUGUAUGUGAAGGACCUGAAUACAUUUGUGCUUGCUGUUUUAGACUUUGUUUUCAAAAUCAAGUCAUGGAAUAUAAGAAGGAUUUGUAUCAAAAGGAUUCUGUAAAAGAUGUAGCAGACACUUGCAUUUCUGAUAAGUAUUUGCAUAAAUGUUUAGACGAAUGCGAAGAUGAAUGUAAGUAUCAAGGAACUAGUAGACAAUCCCUUUGGAUUUGUUACACAUGUCACAGAAAGAUCCAGAGAGGAAAAGUGCCUGCUGAAUCGUUUUUUAACAACUUAUCAUUAGAUGAUGUUCCUAAUGAACUAAGCAGAUUAAAUCAACUAGAACAACAUUUAAUUUCUCUUAAUAUUCCUUUCAUGAAGAUAAUUGCUCUACCUAAAGGUGGCCAAAAGGCAGUUCAUGGACCAUGUGUUUGUGUACCAUCAGAUAUGUUUAAGGUGACUACUACUUUGCCUAGAUCUGAAGAUGAUAAUUGUUUAGUUAAAGUUAAGCUCAAAAGGAAAUUACAGUAUAAGGGUUAUGAGGAAUAUCAAUUUGUUGAUACUAAACAUUUAGAAGAAGCAUUGCUAUUUUUAAAAGGAAGAAAUGAGUGGUAUUCAAAUAUAGUAAUCAAUGAAAAAUGGUUGAACCCUAUUCCUUUACAAAAUAACGACUGUUGCCCUGAAGAAGAGAGCAUGGACACUUCAACAACAACAAAUGAAACGCUAAAUGAUAAUUUGCAAGAUAGGUCAAAUACAGAGGAACAAACAAAUGAAGCGGAUACAUACUUAGAUGAUACUUUACAGGGCGUUCAGUUGGACACAUGUUUACAACCUGCUGAUAUUGCACAGGAAGCUUUAGAUGCAUUGUUUGAUAAGGAAUUCAAUCUAUCACCUGCAGAGGAAAAUAACCCUGUAAGUCUUUUGAGAACAAAGGGUAUUGAAGCUCAAACGUUUCCAGUACAUUAUCCUACAGGUAAAAACACAUUGAAUGAAGAGAGAGAAGAAAAGUUAUCUUUAUUAAGAUAUUUCAAUCUGAGAUUAAUGAGUGUAGAAAACCGAUUUGCAAGAGAUACUUCUUAUAUAUUCUUUUGUCAAUAUAUGUCUGAACUAGAUAGAGUUAUGUCAAAUGUUCAAAUUUCCUUAAGGAAAGGAUCGGUGUUUUCAAAUGGAAAGAAAGUAACAGGCAAAAUGCUUUGUGAUAAAGACACAUUACAUGGGUUAUUCCGAAAAGAUGAGGCAAUAAAGUUUAUGAAACCUGUAAGAGGAACACCUCCUUAUUGGCAAGCUGAACAAAAGAAUAUUUUUGCUAUGAUUCGCCAGUUAGGUAUUCCCACAUUCUUUGCCUCGUUUUCUUCUGCAGACUUCAGAUGGAAAGAAAUCAUAGAAACAAUAUUGAAGCAACAAGGAGAUAUUCGUAAGUUUGACGAACUUACUUGGGAUGAAAAGUGCAAAGUCCUUUGUAGUAAUCCUGUUACACCUGCACGAAUGUUUGAUCGUAGAUUUAAAAGAUUUCUAAAAGAUGUUAUAAUGUCAGAUGCUCAACCAAUUGGUCAUGUGAUAGACUACUUUUAUAGAGUUGAAUUUCAACAGAGAGGUUCUCCACACACGCACUGUUUGUUCUGGGUAGAAGAUGCCCCAAAAUUUAAUGAAGAUGAAGAUGAUAUUGUAACUGAGUUUGUUGACAAAUAUAUAACAUGUAAACUACCGCUGGAAACCGAGGACUCAGAGCUAAAAGACAUUGUCACAACUGUACAACAACAUAGCAAAACACAUUCAAAAAGUUGUAGAAAAAAGGGAACUGUGUGUCGUUUUAAUUUCCCAAGACCACCCUCUGAAAAAACAUUUAUAUCACGCCCACCUAAGGAUGAUGAAGAAGAAUGUAGUGUUGCUGAUGACACUGAUGAAGAUGUUGACGAUGAUGAUGUUGAAAAACCAAAAUCGGGAAUUAGUUCAUUAGAAGCUAAAAAGAUAUUAGAAUCUCUAUGGGCUGUAAUCAAAGACUGUGAAAAGGAAAAUUUAUCUACUACGGAGUUAUUCAUAAGGGCAGGAGUAUCUCAGGAAGAUUUUCAAGAAUGCUUUAGGUCAGUUACAUAUAGAAAUACUGUGGUGUUAAAAAGAAACAAAAAUGAAAUGUUUAUCAAUCAGUACAACCCGCAUCUCCUGAAAGCAUGGGAUGCAAAUAUGGACAUACAAUACAUAUUAGAUGCUUAUUCUUGUGUUGUUUAUAUAAUAAGUUACAUCAGUAAAUCAGAACGUGAACUUGGAUUGUUGCUACAACAAACAAAAAAUGAGGCCGCUGAUGGAAAUUUGAAUGCACAACAAACAAUGAAACAAGUAGGUACUGCAUACUUUCACUUUCGAGAGCUGAGUGCCCAAGAAGCUGUUUUUAGAGUGAUCGGCUUAAGUUUGAAAGAAUGUUCAAGAAAAGUUGAAUUCAUUCCAGUUGGAGAAAAUCCAUGUAAAAUGAGUAUUCCUCUAAAAGAACUUUUAAUCAAAUCUAAAAGCGCAAAUACAAAAAAACCUUCAAAGGAAAUCGAUGAUGAUGAUGACAUUGAUGACGGUGAUGAUAUCGAACUUUGGAUGAAAAGCAUUACUGAUAGAUAUAAAAGUCGACCAGAACUUGAAUUAUUUAAUCAGAUGUGUUUAGCUUCAUUUUGCUCCGAGUUUUCAGUUUUAGCAGAAACACAGAUCCCAAAUACAAUAAAUGAAGAUACCACAUUCAAACUUAAAAAUGAUAUGGGAUACAUCAGAAAGCGGACAAGAACCCAGCCUGCUAUUAUCAAAUAUGCACGAUUUUCCAUUGAAACAUCGCCUGAACAGUACUACCAAAGUAUUUUACAGUUAUAUUUACCUUACAGAUUAGAGGAACAGUUGAAACCGCCACAAUUUUUGACAUAUGAAUUGUUUUACAAAUCAGGAAUGGUCAGGUAUAAUCAGAAAGAGGUUCUUGUUAAAGUCGAACAAAUAGUUAAUACUAACAUGUCCAACUUUGUGAAAAGUGGCAAAGAGCUAGAAGCUGCAGAAAAAAAAUUGGAAGAAAAUGAUUACCAAGAAGAUGCGUGGGCAGACCUAUGUCCAGAAACAGAGAGUGAAAGACGUGAAUGCACUGAAGCAGCCAAAUCUUCAACUGUCAUAGAAGUCGACAGUCCUGAAUUUGGAAUACCAGAUUUAAAUAAAAGUAACAAGCCAGAAAUAGUUAGUGGAAAUGGGAUUAAAACUUGUUUACUAAGGUCGGAAGUUAUACCCUUGUUGAGAGGUUUAAACAUGAAACAAAGGCGUAUUUUCUAUAAGGUAAGAGAAUGGUGCAACCUAAAAGCCAAUGGUAAAAAUCCCCCUCCCUUUCACGUCUUUGUAACAGGCGGAGCUGGAACAGGAAAAAGCCAUCUGAUUAAAUGCUUACAUUAUGAAACCACAAGAAUUCUUGCUCGCUGCUCUCCUAGUCCAGACGAUUUGACAGUUUUAUUGACUGCACCAACUGGCACUGCAGCCUUCAAUAUAAAUGGAUUGACGAUUCACCAUGCUCUUUCUAUUUUCAAAACUCUUACUGUUGACAAAGCGAUGCUUGGUGAAGAUAAGCUGAACACUUUAAGGUCAAAAUUAGAAAAUUUACAAAUUUUAAUCAUAGACGAAGUCUCAAUGGUCAACAAGAGGUUGUUAUUCUUCAUUCAUGAACGGUUGCGUCAGAUCAAGAAAAGACCUGAAAAAGAUCCUUUUGGUGGGGUUUCAGUGAUAGCUGUUGGAGAUUUUUUUCAGUUACCACCAGUAAAAUGCCGAAAAACUGAUAAACUUUAUGUAGAUGAUCCAUCGAAUCCUUUGAACUAUCUGUGGAACGAUUUCUUCACUAUUGUAGAAUUAGAUGAAGUCAUGAGACAACGUGAAGAUGGUUUGUUUGCUCAGUUAUUGAAUAGACUUAGGAUAAAAGACAAAUAUUCUCCUUUAGAAUCCUCAGAUUUAAAAAUGUUAAAGCAGUGUAUAGGUAGUGGGACAGAUGAAGCUUUACACAUUUAUGCUACUAAUAAUGAGAUUAAUAUUCACAAUACUGAAAUGGUUAUUAAACUGUCCAGUGAACCUAAGUUAAUUGAAGCACAAGAUUUUGAAAAAAAUAAAGCUACAGGAAAACUAAGAAAGAAAACAGCAAAUUUUUCACAAACUGAUAUUUGUCUCCCAACUUCAAUUCUAUUAGCUGAAGGAGCCCGCGUAAUGCUGAAAAAGAAUGAAGCCGUCAAUGAUGGCUUGGUAAAUGGGGUAAUGGGCACUAUUGUCAGCAUUGCAGAAUUUUUAGAAGGGUCUUUGCCGAAUGUUAUUUUUAUCAAUUUUGACAAUGAGAGAGUAGGAAAAAACGCUAAGAUUCAAAAAACAAUAAAUGGGAAAAGAUGCGUUGGAUUGGAACCAUCUACAGAGGACAUACCAUUCAAAAAUGGAACGAGAAAACAGUUUCCUUUGCAGUUAGCAUGGGCAUGUACUGUUCAUAAAGUUCAGGGUUUGACAGUUUCACAAGCAGUUGUGGAUUUGAAUAAAUGCUUCACUUAUGGCCAGGCAUAUGUUGCAUUGAGUAGAGUUACUACAAAAGAAGGGCUUCAUAUAUUACCAAUUGAUGACAAAACACUUGGUAAAAAAAUAUACUGUGAUCCUGAUAUCAUAAAAGGCAUAAAAACAAUGAAACAUUAUCUGACUGAAAAUGUAGAAGCAUCAUCUGAAGAAACACUUGUAACUAUUGUUUAUCACAAUAUCCAAGGACUAAGAGCUCAUAAAAAUGAUUUAGUGGCUAAUUCAGACUGUACAGAUGCAGAUUAUGUCUGUCUGACUGAAACAUGGCUUGAAUCUUCCUCUGAUCAUGUUUAUCUUCCUAACUAUGAUUUUUAUCACCAACCAAGAUCUGCAGCCUACACACCGACUAAUUCUGUGUUUAUGAAUUUGCAAGCUAUGGGCCACGGAGGAGUUGGAGUAUAUGUAAAAACAGAUUCUGAAUAUGAAAAUUGUAACAUUACCGUGGAAAAUCUAGAAUGUAUGACUUUCAGAAUUCCCACCAUGAAUGUCCUUGUGGCAACAAUAUAUAGAACUCAGAAGUAUCAAAUUGGAACAUUUCUUAAAACAUUUAUUUCGUUUGUAAGCAAAUUGACUGAACUUUCAAACAAUAUCAUUGUUUUAGGUGACUUUAAUCAAGACAUAUUAAAGGGAGAAAGAUCCAUACUGGACUAUAUGACUUCAAAAGGAUUUCAACAGCUAGUGGAAGAGGCCACAACAGAAGGUGGUACAUUGAUUGAUCAUGUCUAUGUCAAAGGUUGCUCAAAAGUAGAAGUUAAAGGCAUUCCAACUUACUACAGUUAUCACGAUGCUGUAUCCAUAAUGCUUAAAGAUAGCCGAUAA